GAACACAACCCAAGAGUGGUGGGUGUGACAAGGAAUGGCGUAAGCAAAACAAGACUAGUUUCUUAAGUUGAUGCCCCACACGCAACCUCUCUGCCCCUCAAUCCUACCCAUCUCUCCUGCUUUCACCUGCUGCACCUCCACCCCCACUUCCAAUUAUCCGCCUUCUCUCUCUUUCCUUUGUGACAAGUAAUCCUGCGCGUGUCCCUUUUCUUCUCCAAAUUUUACCCCAUAAAUUUAAAUUUCUGAAACCCUAACCCUAAAUUAUAUCAAACCAAAAAAAUCCCCAAAAAAUUUCAAGAUUUCUUAAAAAACCCAUAUAGUAUUACCCAAGAUGGAAGUGAAACUGUGGAAUGAUAAGCGUGAAAGAGAAAUGUAUGAGAAUUUUGCUGAGCUUUACGCCAUUAUUAAGGCCACUGAGAAGCUAGAAAAGGCUUACAUUAGGGAUGUAAUUUCCCCUUCAGACUAUGAAGCUGAAUGUGUUAAAUUGAUUGCCCAUUUCAAAACCCUUUCGUCGUCGUUGAAAGACACUGUCCCUAGCAUUGAGAGCUUUGUUGAUAAGUAUAAAAUGGAUUGCCGGGCUGCGUUGAAUAGGCUGGUGACUUCUGGGGUGCCUGCUACAGUAGAGCAUAGGGCUGCUGCUGCUGCUUCUAACACCACUUCAGCUGCCACUGUGGCCGAAUGCGUUCAGAACUUUAUCACGGCGAUGGACUCGUUGAAAUUGAAUAUGGUGGCGGUUGAUCAGGUUUAUCCCCUGUUAUCAGACCUCUCAACGGCGUUGAACAAGCUUAGUUUAUUGCCGCCUGAUUUUGAGGGAAAGACCAAAAUGAAAGAGUGGCUUGGACGGUUGUCUAAGAUGGGUGCUGCUGAUGAACUGACUGAGCAACAAGCAAGGCAGCUUCACUUUGAUCUUGAGUCUUCGUACAACUCUUUCAUGGCUGCUUUGCCUUCUGCUGGAACUUGAUUCACUUGGGCUUUCUGUUACAAACGAGCCUUGACAUGUUGCAGACUUCAAUUAUGCGAUGUAGUAGACCAUUCAGACAAACCAUCACUUGGAUAUGUAUUCGGUGCAUCCUAACAUUCUUCUUGUUGCGAUGCUUGGUGUUCUCUCUUCGUUGUUAUCUUCUGCUCCUAUAGUCUUUUUUGUUCUUACUGUAAGAAGCACAUUUUUGUUUAUUUUCUUUACUUUGAAUCAUUCAACAAUUUAGGAAUGCCAAUGGUGCACUGAAUAUGUCGUUCUGACAACUUCCAUGGGGUGAAGUUGUGUAA
Molecule: messenger RNA, 1266 nt
Organism: Chenopodium quinoa (quinoa)
Lineage: Eukaryota; Viridiplantae; Streptophyta; Magnoliopsida; Caryophyllales; Amaranthaceae
Product: vacuolar protein sorting-associated protein 28 homolog 1
Exons: 3
Coding region: 332-961 (209 amino acids)
Biological process (GO): protein transport to vacuole involved in ubiquitin-dependent protein catabolic process via the multivesicular body sorting pathway
Cellular component (GO): ESCRT I complex
Molecular function (GO): protein-containing complex binding
Source: RefSeq, a predicted model, not a curated record